AUGCAGAAUGAGCUGGAUGCGAUUGAGGACCCGGAUCCGAAUGCCACGCCUGAGGAGAGAGCGGCUUUGGAUAAGAAGUUGAUGAGGAAGGUUGAUUUAUGGCUAAUCCCCUGGCUCUGUUUACUCUACCUGCUCUCAUUCCUCGACCGCACGAACAUCGGCAAUGCCAGAGCCGCAGGCCUCGAAGCGGACAUUGGCAUGACUGGAACGCAUGACUACAACCACUCGCUCACCAUCUUCUUCAUCUCCUACGCCUUGGCCGAGCCCGUGACCAAUGUACUGCUCAAGAGACUCACGCCGAGGAUCUUCUUCACCGGCAUUAUCAUCUCUUGGGGUGCCAUUAUGACGCUGAUGGGUCUGGUGGAGAAUUUCUCUGGUCUUCUGGCGGCGCGGUUUUUCCUUGGGUUGGCUGAAGCCGGCCUCUUUCCUGGAGUCAACUACUACCUCUCCUGCUGGUACAAGCGAUCCGAGCUGGGUAUUCGUGCUGCAACUUUCUUCUCUGCAGCAGCAUUAGCCGGCUCGUUCGGUGGCCUUCUAGCCGCCGCCAUCGCACAGAUGGACGGCAUCGCUGGUCUCGACGGCUGGGCAUGGAUCUUCAUCAUCGAAGGCCUCAUCACCGUCUUCGUCGGCUGCUUCUGCUGGUGGAUGGUCUUCGACUGGCCCGAGACCGCUGGCUUCCUCACUCCCGCAGAGAGACUCCGCUGCCGUCGCCGUCUGGUCGAGGACAACCAGUCUUCUGCCGCUGAACACUACGAUAAACGCCAUAUCUAUGCUGCUCUUAAGGAUUGGAAGACCUGGGGAUUCGCUGUUAUCUACAUGGGUUGUUUGUGCCCGCUCUAUGCUUUCAGCUUGUUUUUGCCCACUAUCCUUCAGGGGAUGGGCCACGCCGGCACUCGCCUCCAGCUCCUUUCCGUCCCACCAUACGCCGUCGCCGCCACUUUGACCAUCAUCAUCGGAUACCUCGGAGAUCGCCUCCGACAACGUGCUCUGCUCAACAUGGGCGUCGCAUGUCUCGGAAUCAUCGGCUUCCUCAUGCUUCUUAUCAGCGGAAACCCAACUAUCCAAUACGUUGGAGUCUUCUUCGGAGCGGCAGGAAUCUACCCGACCAUCCCGAACACUUUGACCUGGGUAUCGAACAACAUCGAAGGAGUCUACAAGCGUGGUGUGAUUAUUGGAAUCGUCGUUGGUUGGGGAAACCUGAACGGCGUUGUCAGUUCCAACAUCUACCUCAAGGAGGAUAAGCCGCGGUACUUUACCGGCCACGGCAUCGUUCUGGCUUACCUGGUCGUGUGUCUCCUGGGCGGAACGAUUUUCAUGUAUACUGGAUUGCGGAUGGAGAACGCUAGGCGGUUGUCUGGAAAGCGCGACCAUAUGCAUGAUGGCUUGACGGAGGAGGAGAAGUGGGUCGCUGGAGACAAUAGGCCGGACUUCAUCUACAGCAUGUGA
This is a messenger RNA of Zymoseptoria tritici IPO323, 1446 nucleotides long. RefSeq lists its product as uncharacterized. Gene Ontology annotation, cellular component: membrane. The transcript has 4 exons. Lineage: Eukaryota; Fungi; Ascomycota; Dothideomycetes; Mycosphaerellales; Mycosphaerellaceae. The coding region runs from base 1 to 1446 and encodes 481 amino acids. Gene Ontology annotation, molecular function: transmembrane transporter activity. Gene Ontology annotation, biological process: transmembrane transport. The record is from RefSeq and is a predicted model, not a curated record.